AUGGAUUCAUUCACAGUGCAGAUAAAUCCAUUCACCAACGCGCGAAGAUUUAUUUGCUCAUGUGGAAAGAAGUAUACUCAAGAAAAAAGUUUUCGUAAACACAUGGCAUUCAUCCACAAAAAGGACACAGGAAUCGAGCUGAUCGAAGAAAAUAUUUACUGUAAUUUCUGCAACAGCGUCUUCAACAGAAGAGACAAUCUAAGUACUCAUCUCCAGCUGUACCACAGUAGUGGUAGCCUGUGUCUUCUUUGUGACAAACGGUUGGAUAUGAACGAAACGAGGAAAAUGCAUUUGCAGAAUGAGCACGGAAUGAAAUUGACCGUCACAUGUCACUGUUGCAAUAACACAUUCGAGAACAAGAUGGAGUACAAUAAACAUAUCAAAGGACAAAACAGUCAAAUGAUCAUUCUCAGCUCACACUUCGUCCAAGAAGUGCUCCAAAUGAAUAUCGAGAUUCCUAGCACUUCGGAAGUUCCAAAGGAUCCAAAGCCUUUGUCGAUCUGCACGCCAAAUCACCAGGAAGCAAAGAAGAAGAAGAAACAAGGGUUCCGAAUCGAAGAUCUCAUCUGA
Molecule: messenger RNA, 570 nt
Organism: Caenorhabditis remanei
Lineage: Eukaryota; Metazoa; Nematoda; Chromadorea; Rhabditida; Rhabditidae
Exons: 4
Coding region: 1-570 (189 amino acids)
Biological process (GO): regulation of transcription by RNA polymerase II
Cellular component (GO): nucleus
Molecular function (GO): RNA polymerase II transcription regulatory region sequence-specific DNA binding; DNA-binding transcription factor activity, RNA polymerase II-specific
Source: RefSeq, a predicted model, not a curated record